UCAGGGGGUAUUGCUGGUACUGCAGUUGAUGUUAUAUUGUUUCCACUCGACACUUUGAAGACAAGACUUCAGUCAGCACGUGGCCUUGUCAAAUCAGGUGGAUUCAGGGGCAUUUAUGCUGGUUUGUUCUCUGCCGCCAGCGGCUCUGCUCCUUCAGGUUUCAAUCUCUUUGUACAUGAAUGUGAUGCUGAUUCAAAUUUGCUUCGUGCUUUAUCGACAGCCCCUUCUAAUUACAACAUUUUUUUUCCUUUUUAGCUGCUACAUUUUUUUGUUCUUAUGAACUGACAAAAAAUGUUCUCAAACCACAUGUGUCUUCCUCAAUGUUUCCAUUUGUUCACAUGUGCGCAGCAACAAUUGGUGAAGUGGUGAGUGUUAAAUAUUAUUUGGGGAAAUGUUUCUUCUUUUUGUGGUCUUAAUGUAUCUCAAAAUGUAAAUAUUGAUUUAAAAAUGUACAUGAAUUAAAUGUUGAAUGGUCUUCUCCUUCUGUUUCAUACUCUAACCAUUUAUAAAAUAACUAAGAUAGUACGCGCUCUCUGAUUGGCUGCUAGGCGUGUUUGCAUGAGAGUAUGUAAACGUGGUUGUGAGGUCAAGAUCUUUUGCUGUACUGGCGCUAAUCACGCAAGCACGAAUUUGAAAAAGUUACUUUAUUUACCAAUUUCGUCACCCGCUGAAACUUGGAAAUCUUUACAAACAGGCUGUGCCUUUUUGCUUAAGCUGACAUUUUAAGUGAGAAAAAUCCGUAAUUUGGAAAGUAUCUUUUUUGCAAAACAAGACUUCGUGUACAAGACUUCGCGACUGGUGAGAAUUUCUCUUUUAAUCAGUACCGUAACAAAGAGUUUUGCGUUAUUUCUUGGGAAAGUUAAUUUAUAAAAGCAAUAGAAUACUUGUUUUCCUGUAUUUGCACAGCCUGAUAUAAACACGAGAGGGGUUGGGAGAAUUCUCGACAGUUAUUGGUCUCGGGUUUGCAUAACUGUCUCGAAUCGUCCCAACCCCUCUUGUGUUUAUAUCAGGCCAUGCAAACACGGAAAACGUUUUCUGUUGCUUAAGUUGUUACCUCAGUCAAAGACUGUCCAAAGUAACUGUAAAUUGUUGUAAAUGUUUAUUACUCUUGGUAGGUGAGAAAAAGUCCUUGGAGAAUUGUAUUUUUAAAGUUCUGUCAGUUACUUUUUUAAUAAUAUUAUAUUAAUCGUUAACUUUGGUCUUAAAUGCAAGUCUGUAGAUUGGCAGUUAUCACUGGCCGUCAUUGUUUAUGACUUAUCUGCUAAUUAAAUUAAAGGUGGCACUUUUUGUAAGGAACCCAUUUGAAGUGGUAAAACAGCGUGCACAGGCAUACACCCACCUAAGCAGCACACAAGCACUGAGAUAUACACUUGCUGAAGAGGUAUGUCAGUUCUAAAAAAGGUUUACAUUAAUUUUGAUGUUUUUAAUAUUAUCAUGCUUACACCUUUUGCUGUUCAUUACGAGAAAAUAGGCAAUCAUUUGCGUAAAACCGCGACCAAUAGCGCGAAGAUACAUUCAUUAGCGCGAAAAAGCGAACAUUUGCGCAUAAAUCAGAUUCAAUAACGAUUUUUGCGUUUUAAUCAACAUUCAAUAACACUUUUGGGCAUUCAUAUGGGUCAUUGGGCAUACAAAAGAGAAAAAUAUACUUUCAUUAACGCCAACAUCAAAGUCAUUAACACCACCUUGAAAGUCAAUAGGGACAACUGACAUACAUUAAAGUGCAAGCACUAUUCAUUAACAUUUUUAUGACACUAUUUACAAUUCAAUAGCAUUCCUGGACAACCUUAGGAUGGAUAAGACAAACAUUAAUGCGCUUGUACAAUCAAUUGAGUGUUCUUUACAUUUAAUAUGCAAAAAACGAUUUUCAAUUAAACAAUAGAAAUUCCCCCCAAAAUUGGCCUGAAUUUGUUUAAAGAAUCACGCCAGAUUUGGCCAUUCCCUCCCCACAUACACAGCUUAUGCAUUCCCCCUCGAUAUCGUUGAAAAGGAUUUAAGUUGUCUGAAAGCGACACCAAAGGCCGACAUCUCGAGUCCGGAAAUUUAAAGAUGUAUAACAGGAAUGAGGGCAAAGUCCUAGCAAUCCCGCUAGCGGAGUUCGGAAACAACAAUUGCAGUGCUUGAAGCUCUGCGCAGAAACAUGACAUUUUGACCGCAGCUAAAUGUGCGAAGGGGUACCAUUUCACACAAACCUACCUCCCAAAAUGUUUGAAUAGCGAGGUUUUUGAGGGAUAUACAUUUAACGGAGUGAAUUCGGGCCAAUUUUGGGGGGAAUUUCUAUUGUUUAAUUGAAAAUCGUUUUUUGCAUAUUAAAUGUAAAGAACACUCAAUUGAUUGUACAAGCGCAUUAAUGUUUGUCUUAUCCAUCCUAAGGUUGUCCAGGAAUGCUAUUGAAUUGUAAAUAGUGUCAUAAAAAUGUUAAUGAAAAGUGUUUGCACUUUAAUGUAUGUCAGUUGUCUCUAUUGACUUUCAAGGUGGUGUUAAUGACUUUGAUGUUGGCGUUAAUGAAAGUAUAUUUUUCUCUUUUGUACGCCCAAUGACCCAUAUGAAUGCCCAAAAGUGUUAUUGAAUGUUGAUUAAAACGCAAAAAUCGUUAUUGAAUCUGAUUUAUGCGCAAAUGUUCGCUUUUUCGCGCUAAUGAAUGUAUCUUCGCGCUAUUGGUCGCGGUUUUACGCAAAUGAUUGCGUAUUUUCUCGUAAUGAACAGCAAAAGGUGUAUUAUUAUGAUUAUGAUUAUUAUUAUUACUAGUAAUAACCAAAGGUUACAGAGUGCGCGAGACAACGAUCGAAGGUCAAAACGCUUUUGCUCCAGCGCUGUGCUUUGCGUACUUUUCACGUGACAGAUGGUCAAAACACGCGUGAUCAGAUUGCGAGUGAUGAAAUGUCCAAACGCGCGUGAUCACUAAAGUGCGUUCUGUGCAUUCCAUACAUUCUUAGUGGAAGUCCAUGUGACGCAAGAGCAAUAACAACCUGGAGAUUAGGAUUGCGGGCUCCUCUGGUCGCCCGCAAUUAUUAUUAUUAUUAUUAUUAGUAGUAGUAGUAGUAGUAGUAGUAGUAGUAGUAGUAUUAGUGUUAUUAUAAUCAUUAUUCUUACUAUUAUUAGUGCUGUUUAUUGCUUCUUGUGCUCUCAUAGAACCGGGCCCAUUCGUUGGUCGUUCCUGAGGUGCUAGACGGGUAUUUCGUUCGAUGGACAGAAAUCUUCUUAUUAUACAUGCCGUUCCCAAGAGGAUGAUCUUUUGCAUUUCAUUGCUCUUAAUAGCUCAAGGGAUCUUUCCUAAAUUCUGGUCCAUUUCGUUUUUUUAAAAAUGAGUCCGAGGGUGCUGGAUCUCAAGGUUUUUGUAUGGUUCUGACACAUCUAUGAGAUUGGUUGGCAUGGUCCUUGAUCACUUUGUCGGGUUUGUUCGCUGAGAGCUCAAAUCUGUAUGUAUCUGCAUACCCCAAAGGAUUGUGGCUUCUCCAUUUCCUGUGAGCGUCUCAGGCUUGUGUUCAUACCACUUCUCUUGUACUUUGAUUUUGUAAUGCUGACACGCUUUCCAAUGGAUAUAUGCAGUUGCCUUAUUGGGCCUCUCUAGGUAGUCUGUUUUUGCAAGUUCGGGACAUUCAGAUAUUACAUGCUAUAACGUUUUGCUUGUUACAUAUCUUGCAUGGUGGACUGGUGUCAUAUUUCACACUUAUUGUGACGUAAGACUUGGUAGGGAGGCUCUGGGCCUGGGUUGCUAUUAUUAGACCCUCUGUCUCAGCUUUAAGUCCUGUACUUUUGAGCCACUGGUUAGUUUUGUCAUCAUCAACAUCCGCUUCUCAUAUUCUUUUGGGGUAUCUUCCGUGUAAUUCCUUUUCCCACUGCUUCAUUUCUAUCUCUUCGGUCUGCUUUGAUCUUUGCUUCACUCUCCCCGCAAAUAUAGUAACUGGUUCAUUUCCGGCCUGUAAAGACAUGGUGUGUCAAAUUCUCUUCUGAAUCUGUUUCGUUUCGAAGUGCUAUUGGAGCAGAGCAGCAUCAGUGUUCGUUGUUUCUCAAGUACGUUUCCAGCAGGAAAGUUCAUGCCCCCACCAUACAAACGCCCGUAAAAUCCCAUUGGUGUUUACCACACGGGCCUUUACAGAAGAAAUACAGAUGAACAAUACUGUUGCUAUGACAUGUAUAAUUUGCUACAAAAUGCAGAUUUUAACGCAACUGUUUAGAUAAAAGUUUGCAGAAAAAGUUACUAAGUCAGGUGUCAUGUUUUUUUCGCCGUCUCGCGCUAUUUUGUGAGAUGAAUAUUUGACCUCGGCGGUUAGAACUAAAGAAGGAGACAAGGCAGGCAGCAAUCAGCAGCUGGCGCAUGAGCAAGUCCACUUUUAGAUGGAACUGGAGCCAAAAUAUUUAAUUUCUUUUCUCAAGAAUACCGGUUGCCAUGCCAUGCCUGCGCCGAGUGAGAGCUCGAUCCUUCCAAAAUCUCUCGAGAAAAACGAUCCUGAAGUUGCAAGACCAGCAAGUUCUCAACAUGAUCGAUGCAAAAUUCUCGACCAAAAGCAUUUGAGGUAUGCGCGUCGAUCCAAUCCACCAAUCAGCGCAUCGCGACCGUUGUCAGUUCAAAACUCCAACCCUGCCCUGCCCAUUUAAAUAUCCUCUUGAUUCAAACAAUGAGUACAGUGAUGCAGCUGUUUAAGGGGUUCAUAUUUUAGUGUGUGUUCUGCUUCGAGACAUUUGUGACGUAAUUCGGGUAUCGCGAACGGUACACGCACGUAUUUCAUAAUUUAUGAGGGCCAUUUCACCUGCUUCAAUUUACAGUAUAAAAGAUCAUAUAUUUUCAAAGUUCUUGAAAUGAAAUGUUAAUAAUUGGUGUUUAGAUAUGGACUUUAAUUCGGAAGUAUGCGGCCUAUAAAUUAUAUGGUGGUUUUAGAACUUUGAAAGGCAGCUUAUUAUUAUUAUUACUAUUUUUUUUAUUUUUGUACCGAGUAAGUUAGUUCUGUUAACAAGCUUUGUUAUCUCGCUUACAAAGUUCAACAGACCUUUUUCGUUCCGGCAAACAUGAAAUUAAGUAAACAACAUGAUACACGCUUGCUGCUUAAGAGUCCUUGUAGUUAUUGAAACGUAUUUUUAUUUACUUAGGGGCUUAAAUAAAGAUGUGUAACUUAAGUAGAAACAAUAGCGUUAGCGAAUAAAAUUGCAAGAAGCUAGUUGACAAAAUAAUUAGAUAUUGUUUUAUUGAGUGGAAUAACAUUAGAUAACAUGAGAUGAGUAGAAAUAUAUUUCGACAGUUAGGCUAUCAACCUUAACGUUGCAUGAAGCAUAAUUUAAUUGCAGAUGUUGCAAAGCCGAGGUGAUUUCUUAAAAUCGUUUGAGCAAAUUUUCCAGUAAAAACUUUGUGUUCUUUUACGUACGAAUCGUAAAAGGGACAAAGUCCAACACUUUCACGUGUAAACUGAGUAACUGUACUUCUCGUGCAGACUGGCUUUUUAUAGCAACAAGACGCUACGGAGCGUACACUUCGGCGUCGUGGUGUGGAACUGAUUAAGUGUAAACGCGGAGGAAUAAUAAGAAAUGAAAUAUGGUAAGAGUAAGGUGUUAAUUUGUGAAAUUAUGGGAUAAUGAUAGGCUCUCACUUGUAAACACAAAAUUUCUGACAAAAUAUUAGCGAAUUUUAGCCCUUAGUUUACUGCCUCACAAUAUAUCAAUAAUCUUCAAACUAAGAGGUCAUAUAAAGGGAUAGUUAAUCUCAAGAUUUUUAAAUUUUUUAAAAAAUCUAUUGAGUGGUUUAGAAAAUUUUCGCUCAUUUGUUAAAGUAGACCGAAAUGUUUACAUGACCGCUAACAAGAGCGCCCCGAUACAUACUAAUCAAAUUCUUCUUUCUAGCAAUCGGCUAGAGGUAUCUCCAUGAUCAUAGGUUUACGGGCCGGGGGCGAGGGGGGCUGCAGCCCCCCCAAAGUUUGGGCAACUCAGAUUUUGUGGGCAGCAAGAGAAAAUUUGGGCAGAGCCAGUUUUUAAAGACGUUUCCAUGUUUUUUAUUAUUAUUAUUAUUUUGAAGAGAUAAAUAUUUUCUAUUUUAACCACUGAGAAGUCGGCGUAAUAAUUCAGUUACGUUCACACGAGACGGUGGUUGCCUAGCACGUGAUGAGUUUCUGGUUAUAAGGAAAGGGUAUCAUAUGCUGAUUUUUUUUUGUUGGGCACUGUACUUCACUGUACUAGCUGGAGUGGGCUAUUUCCAGUCAUGAAUUGAUUAGAAUAAACUUCCGCAUAACUUUCUAGAAUCACCUCCGCUCCUAGAACAGUGUGUGGCAGAACACGCAUCAGCAAUGGGUCUGAAAGUGAAGUGGCUGACAAAUUGUCAGUUUGAAUUACGAGAAGAAUCAUAGUUUUCUUUAAAAAAAUCUAUCGAGGGGUUUAAAAAUUAUUCACUAAUUUGCUUAAGUGGACCGAAAUGUUUACGAAAUACCUAACAAGAUCGAGCGCUAAUCAAAUCCUUCCUUACACAAAUUGGCAGGAGCUAUCUCCAUGAUCUUUCAUACACGUUUUUAAUAAGAUUGAAACUACUGUGAGGUGAAAUUGCAUGUCAAAAACGCUCCGUUUUCUUCAGAUUACGACUUAAAAUCAAGAUUUUCCUUUUUUUACCUUAUUUCUAACAAUAAAAACUUCAUCCCAAAAUAUCUCGAUAACGCUCUUACAGUUCCGUUUUAACUUCACGAACAUCGAGGCGACUAUUAUCUGCGGUGGCAAUUUUUUCCAAAUGCUUGUUUGUGGCGACGUAGUUUAUGCUCAAACUUGGCAGGUAUUGACCCUGAAAAACUGUAUCGAGCCACUUUCAUAUGCCAGUACGGCCUAUUUUGUUGCAUGGCCCUAGUUUCCUUUCGACUGUUUUGUAAAAAUUUGGGCAACUUGGAAGAAUCUUUUGGGCAAAUGGAUUACGCCCCCCCCCCCCGGCAAAAAAUUGCCCGUACGCCUAUGUCCAUGAUCUUUCACACACGUUUUUAAGAGGAUUGAAAGUACUAUCAGGUGAAAUUGCAUGUCAAAAGCGCUUCUUUAAGUACAGAUAACCGUCAAACAUCAAGAUGGUCCAUUUUUUUUACCGUAUUUCUAACCAUAAAAGCUUCUUUCCAAAAUAUCUCGAUAACGCUCUUACAGAUUUCGCUUAAACCUCACGAACAUCGAGGCGGCUAUUGGAGGAAAAAGCUCCAGUAAACGAUUUUGAAAGAACAGUUCCCAGUGCCGAGAAAUAUUGCUGCAAGUAAAAUAGGUAAUGGCGUCAUUUCGUUGCUAUGACAACUCCGAUGUCAUUGCAACCUUGAUCAUAACAACUUUUCAUCUUUAUCUAGUACAACUGUGGUGUUAAUUUUUCCAAAUCUUUGUUUAUGGCGACUUAGUUUACGCUCAAACUUGAGAGGUAUUAACCCGGAAAAACUGUAUCGAGCCACCUUACGUAAAACUAAACAGCCUCUGCCAAUAAUAACAGACUCUCACGUGAACUUCAGAUAUCUUACGGCUUCCGCCAACUUGUAAACAGAGAACUUGAAAAUCGAACUCCGUCAUACCUGACUAAACACAGCACUCCAGCUCUUGGGAAAAAACUUAGUCAAAAGAACUCGCUUGGAACUUGUAUACCGUUUGACACAAGUUUCUAGAAAAUACUAAACAGGCGAAUAGUAGUAGCUUUUCGACAUAUUUUAUGAUUUCAGUAAGUGAUACAAAUCUGCUGACUCAUUCUGAAAUAUAAUCAUGCCGUAAUUAAUUAUUCAGGAAUAAUCCAAAAACGUAGAAAACGUUCGAGAAAGUCACGCAACGCAUGAAAACAAUUUUACUACGUAACACUCAACAAAGACAAAACGUGUUUGUGCAGCAUUUUGUAAAUUCAUCAUAAGACAGUGCGAUAGGAGCGCUCACUUGUGAGGAAAUGAAGCUUGAUUCAGAUGUCCUUGAAUAAACAUUCGCUUAACUUGGUCUUGUUUCGAUCUUAAGGAAUCAGUCGCUCGCGCGAAUAAACCAUGCCGUGUUGUGUUAUGUCAAUGUAAAAUUAUCGAGAAAUCAGUCUGUCAGGGGUGAAUCUGUUGUUUUCUGCCUCGCGAGACUCGUUCCUCGACUCGAUUCUCGAUAACUUGUUCUCUAUUCGCGCAGGAAUCGAGACUCGCACCGACUGUCAACUUACUUUUGGACGGUACUGUAAUAUUAACCUUACCCAGCAUUAAAGAAGGACAAUGAGAAAGCCAAGCCUACUGGUUUGAGGGUUGUCCAAUACUCACCACUUAUUUUACUACAUAGAUAGAUGGAUGGAUGGAUGGAUAGAUGGAUGGACGGACGGACGGACGGAAGGACGGAUAGUUUAUUUGUAGAAAGCUUGCAGCUACUAAGCUGAAUUGUAUAUUUACAAUAUAAUAUAAUAUAACAGAAUCUUACAAUAGUGAGUAUAAUAAAAUGAUAAUGAUAAAGUCCUAAAUAAAUAUUAACAUCCUAUAAAUAUAAAAAAGCUUAAAACUGUUAAAAUAUAUACAACGUCAUCAAUCUCAUUUACAAAACUCACCGAGCGCUAAAAUUCGUUAUCAAUACAUGAUCUUACUAAAAAGCUAUUUUUGAAACGCUCGGUCUUACAUUUGGGAAUCGCAAAACGCCUUUUGCACCGAAGAUUAUAACACGACGGCCCUGACGAUUGAAGCAUGUUAUGUAAGCGAUGGGCCGGGUCAUUAGCAAUCGAGAGGAAGGUCUUUUUAUUUAAGCUAGCGAUGUAGUCAUUGAUAGACAUAAUAUUUGAAAGCUGUAAGGCCUUUCUAUAGGCCAGUCCCGGGCAAAUGAUUGGUAGUGCCCAUUUCUCUACAUUCUCUAGAUCUUUCUUUAAAUACAAUGGCAGAGCGUAGAAAAACGCAGGCGAUACGUAGGUCAUGACUGACCUUAUGCAAGAUGUUUAAAAAAGAAUUAAUUCAUGCCUUGCGACAUUGGCCCUUUUCAAUUGUAUUAGGAAAUACAUACGUUUAGAAGCUUUCUUUAUGAUUUGAUCAAUGUGCAUAUUCCAUGUAAGGUUGUUUGAGAUCGUAACACCUGGUAAUUUGGUGCUUUCAACACAUUCUAGCUCUUGAUUAUUUACUACUAUAGGCACGAGUUGUGGUUUGUUCUUUGCAAAUGAAAUCCUAAGCUCUUUACAUUUUUCACUGUUUAGUUUUACUCUAUUCUCAAAAGACCACUGCACGGUAGUAUCCGCAAUCAAUUGGGAGUUGCUACUGGUUCCUUUCACAACGACCUCGGAUGUAGUUGUAUCAUCAACAUACUUCCAGAUAUUGCCUGCAUUAUUGAUUUCUAGAUCGCUGACGAGCACCAAAAACAACUACGGGCCUAGUUUCGUCCCCUGGGGUACCCCGGAUGGGACUGAUCCCCACUCGGAGUAACAUCCCUCUGAGAGUUUGAUUCUCUUGGAACGAUCUAAUUUGCAUAACUUAUUAAUAAGAAUCCUAUGAUUAUACUUAUUAACAAGAAUCCUAUGGUUGUACUACUCGUACAAUUGGUAUGUAUUACUUGAAUCCCACUUUCACGACUGGAACAAGUGGUGAUUAUGGACAUGGAGCCGGUACCCGAGAACUUAGAUAUUUGUUUAGAAAGUCUUGUGAUUGCACCAGGGUGGUACCUCAAAUUCAUUUUCUCUGAUAGUUCUGCUAUGAUGUGAUCACAAGGUUAACUGGAAAGAGCUACUUGUAAAAAUAAUCAGUCAUUUAAUCACCUUGUUUUGUUAUUGUGUAACGUAAAUGAUGAUAUUCACUUAUUGUUUUGUGUUGUAGGGUUUCUAUGGCUUAUACAGGGGUUACUGGAAUACUUUAAUAAGAGAGGUAUUAAUACUAUUAAAGCUAGGUACUAAUGCUAUUAAAAACUAGCAUUAAAGUUAAUUAAUAAAUAACGGUACUAACUUAACAUCAUCAAUAAUAAUUAUUGAAUGUGGAUGGGUAUGACGUGAAGAAUAAUGCAGGUCAAGGAGUGUAGAUCUGCAUGUAUAAUUCCUUCACUCUAUAUCAUACAAAAGCCGAACUCAUUAAUUAUUAUUUAUCAAAAUAUCCAAAAUGUUCUUAACAAGCCUACCACCAUGUAGACAUUUCUUAAAACUAUGGCCUUUUUCUCGGAUGUUUUUUCUUGCAGAUACUCCUCAAUAAGUAAGUAACAUCAGUCGAACAAUAUUAUGUUUUGGUAUUCUUGCAUUUACUUUGUUUUAGUCAGAAAUUCAGCUAUGUCGUCUUCGGAAAGAUGUAAACGCAAUUUUUUUAGUUCACUUUAGCACAAGAAGCCUCGUUUCCAGCCAAAUGUACCCUCAAUCAACCUAGUUUCGAAACAGAUAUACCUUUGAAUCGAUGGUUUAUCGUUCACUUCUUUCAAAUUUGGUCAAUGUAAGCUGGUUGUAAGAAUUAACCAGGGGAGUUGAGCCAGUCAGAAAGGGCCAAAUAUUUUGAAUGAAUAGUAAUGAGAUUUAAUAUGCAACCUAUAUUUUAUGGCUGUUUCCUGCUACAAUUUUCCUGUUAUCUAUUUAGUGUUAUGUUUCAAACCUCAAAACAUGUUUUUUUUAUUGUUUUAGAUACCAUUUGCAUUGAUUCAAUAUCCAUUGUGGGAAUUGUUUAAGGUGAGAGAUUGCAAAUUGAGUCCGUAAUCAAACUCAGCAAACAAACCUUAGACAAAACGCCUUGGUAAUCAGCAAGCGUGUUCUACAAUAUCCCAUGAUUCAAAUCAAGCUCACGAUGUCUAGACUAUCAGUGGACUACAACCUCCGGUAGAAAUAUCUCAAUACAAAUUACCCCCCUUCCUUUCUUCAGAAAUGAACUAUUUGGUGAAGAAAAAUGUCAAUAAGAAAUAUUUAACUGAAAAUGUUGUUCUCUCUGGUUAUUUGUACCGUUUAACUAAAGAAUUGUUCCGCUUGUAUUCAACGCCCUUUCUCGACCCAACACCCACCUCACUGCCUGCCUUAGUCUGCACUGUGUAUGGCUCACUCUCCAAAUUUGCUUCAAAAUACGUGUAAGACUUCAAGCUUUCCAGACGGUUUUGUGUUCUUCAAUAAAACCGGGUCUCCAGGCAUCACAGGAUUUUCUGCUGCAACCCGCCUGUUGGAGCCACAAUGCACGAGGCAUAUGCUGACAAUCACGAUGUCUUACUCCCACAUCAAACAAAUUUUCACCUCGUCUCAGUUCUGAACGGUUAGUCUUCAGUUUCCAAACAUUAGAAUUGCUGGGGUUGCUCCUGUGCUACGAUGAGGAGUGAUUCUAUAAGCCAACAGGAACUUAUAAAAUCUUUUUUCCCCGUGAAGUGAUUAGGACGGACACCAGACUGUGCUUUGUAGAUCAGGUGGCUUCUUGUAAGUUUGCAAGGGGAGGCUUUGCAACGUGGUGUUUGAUAAUGUUGGAGAGAACUGGAAGGAUCAAGACUGGGGGUAUAGUCAUUUGGAUUAUCACAUGGUCCACCCUGUAUCGGAGUAUCGGAUGUAAUCUUCAAGCUUGUUGGAAAGGCACUUUUUGCUAUCAAAAGGUCAAUCAUGUUGUGGAAAAGGUUGCAAAGCUGUGAGAAACAUUCUUUAAGGAUGCGUGGGCAAAGUCCAUUAUGGCCGGUAGCUAGCAUUCGAUUCAGAUUUUGGCGGAAUACCAUAAAAUUUGCCGGUUAUAAUCGUGUUGAAUUGUAGAUAGAUAUAUAUUCUAGCAGAUAUCCUUCGUGAACCAGUUGUCAUCCCGCAUUGAAUGGCAUCUUUGCAUAUUCUUGUCAUGUUUCUGGGGCAGUAGUUCAGUUGAUUCAACGUCACUGCGCGUUUGUACGUCCCUUUUUCAAUCCAAUUAUAACAUUACGACUUAUGUCAAUUAUAAUGCUAACAAAAUUUGGUCAAUGCUAGCUGGUUGUAAAGAAAUAGCUGGCUGAUUUAAGCCAAUGAUAGAGGGGGAAAUAUUUUGAGUAAAUAAUAGUAUGCAAUAUUGAAAGGCCUAAGAAGAAUCCUGAAGACAAUAGAAGAAUACUAAGCGCCCACGCCCCCUAUUUACUUUGUACCAGGUUAGAGCUAAGCGAAUUAUAAACUACAUUCGAAAGUGAGGACCUCGCUACCAUUCUCUAAGCGGUCAGCACUUGUUACCAACACCAUUGCAAAACCUCGUUUGAAAUGUGACUUUUAAACAUCAAAACCAAGAAGUAGGCAUAGCUUUGUGACCGCACUGACCCCUUUUGUGAAUCACAGGCUGAUUUGUUCCUUGUUUUUAAGUUCCCUUAGUGACCACUAAAUUAAUACUCGCGAAUAAAAGCAAAGUAAGAUUGAUGCACGGCAUAGGCGUUAAUAGUUGGGUAACUUUGAAUCUGAUAAAUAAUUAGAAAGAAUUUUAUUGAUACAUAUGCCAAGCGCUUUGUUAAAAGAACUCGUAAUCAAUCGCCCUGGUUAUGCGAGGUCGCUUACGAGAGCCCAAACUUUAAAACUACCACCUCUAAGUACAACCCAUGGCUAUUUUCGAUGUAUAAUGUUUGUUACAUUGUUGUAGCUGAAUUGUCAAAUUGUGUUUUACUUGUUACCGUUGCGAGAAGACUUUUUCAAUCAAGAACUUCAUUCAUACCUAUUGUCCAUACGAAUCAUUAUCUCUUUGGUAUUAAGGUUUGCUUUAGGCGACAAUCACUCAGGACCGAGUUUUGUGUAUUUAGAGUGUGUGGUCAUGGGAACAAGGCUUUCAAGUAUGGCCAUGGCAGUCAAGUAUUUGUGGUGCAGUUUCAGGUAAACUCUGUUCUUUUUUGUUGACAUGUAGCCCAUAGGUUGUUAACUUGGCUGACUAAGGCAUAAUUUCAAAAAUAAGCUUAAAAAUGUAAAUAUACCUGAAUUUUUGAAAACGUGGUUAGCAAAAAAUCAAUUCAUUCUACUACUUAGCAAUUUAAAACAAUAAAAGAUCAUUCAAAAGUCGAUUGAAAGCCUUCAUCUGACGCCGGGCAGUAAGUUAAUGGUCCCCAGAAGCAUUCCAAGUAGUCCAAAUUUAAAUUUUAAAUUUAUGACGCAAAUUGAACAUUUAUUUAGUAAUCUGACUAAAUGAAGUUUCAAACCGGUGUCAUUUCUGUCUAGAUUUUUUUAAGUUGGGUGAAGUAUAGCCAAAAAGUGCCUGGUUAAGGUUUACAUGACAACUUGAAGAGUUAGCUAAACACUACUUUUUUCGCGGUCAGAUAAAUGACAGGAUUUCGCAUGGAAUAGACAACAAACUGAUCGAAACAAAAAACGAGCCGCUGAAACUAAACCUAGGUCUGAUUUUCCUGUGUCGAGAAUUUGUUUUCCAAGCCACAAUCAGCGACGCUAAACACCGACGAACGUUUUAAUUGCUCGCACAGAAUAUUUUAUCCUGUUCCAGGCUCUCAGAUAGAACAGAAGACAGGAAAGUUAAAGGUACGCGAAAAGGGGGGCGGGGCGGGAAAAAGCUUCCUCCCGUUUUUUUUUUUUUUUCAGUUUUUUUUUUUUUUCAUAUUCGAGCUUUCUCAAUUCAGCGGACCCGACUAUCACGGAGCGUGGAACAGGCUAAGAAUAUUUUGGUGUAACAGCUCAACCACUCGACCACAUACCUGAGUUGUGCCUGUCAACACCAUGCGGAACUCACACAAUCACACACUUUCGCGGCACUGAUAAGACUAUUCACAACCACGCAUAAUCUUCUCACAUUUAACACAAGGGAAAUAUCAUCAAAUAACUCGGCAAAACUUAGCCUAUUUGCACAUCAACACCUCUGGACCUUUCUCUUGCACUCGUCUUAUUCAAGUUCCCGGAAGUAGCGUCACACGGUCGGCAGACCAGCGUAGACCCUGUUUUCACACCAGAAAGAACGCGAAAUCUACAGCCAUCUCUACACAAAUCCCUAACUACAAAAACAACAACAACAACUAAAAGACAUAAGCAAGUAACACAGUAAACAUGGUGCUAGAUAGGGGAAGUUGAGAGAAAUUACAAAAUGUUUGCUAACCCGCUUUUCGUAAAUCCAGGUAGAAAUACACGUACAAGAAAUAAAAGUUAAAAAUCUAGGAGCUAAAAAAAUAUCAAGAUAAAUUUACAGAUAAUAAAAAUGUAAAUAGGUGUACUAGAAAUAAAGUUAAAAGUCACAGGCUUCUCGCUUGAAGCUGCAACUAGAAGUAAGCUGCCGCUUCCCGAAUGGGAUAUCAGUUGUAGUUUUACACCCACUUGACCUAGUUGAAAAAAAAGGAGAAAAAAGACAGAAGCAAUAAAGACGUCCUGGUGAAGUUGGUUUUGUUUGUCUUAUUUUUAGGUGGAGUUGCUGCCGCAGUGACAAAUCCUUUGGACGUCGCUAAAACUAGAGUCAUGCUUGCGCCGGUAAAGAAAAGAUUUUUUUAAAAUGUUAAAUACUAUCGUAUUUUGCUUUUUCUUACAGAAGUACAUAACAGCUUUAUCGAUACUGAUGACCAGUUUAUAAAAGUUAAUAAAGUAUUCUUUUUUAUUGACCAUUGCUUAAUCAUUGAAGUCAAAUCUUGUCCAAGAAACAACCGUUAUUAAUGUUUUUUUUUUCUCCUUAUUCUUACCGCAGAAGGAUUCCCUGUACACUCAGGCCAGUGUAACACGAGUUUUACUGAUAAUAAAAUCUCAAGAAGGCUUCUCAGGGUAAGAGUGAGCAUCUGGCUCCCCAGGCGGCGCGAUUAACAACUGCUGUUCGGGAAAUUAGCCCGCGCUUUUGAGGAAAAAGACCGAACCCGAGAGAGCGGCGGAAACUGAUCUAGCCUAAUGACCCUCAAUUAAUUGAAUUGCGUUAAUUAAUUAAGUGAGUUGAUAAUAAAAGUAGAUUGGCCACGGUAAGGAGAUAACGAAGCUGACGUUUGCAUAGCCUAGGAAUAAGCCGGCGGUAUCUUGUCCCUGAGGGUUCUUCUCUCGGCUCCAUCGCCAAAAUAGUUUUAGCACUCACCUACUUAUCCCGCCAGCUACGGAGGCUAAUGUUUUCAACCGCUGGCCUUUUGUUAGAGCGAAACGAUUUUCUCUGAAACGUCAACUUCUCGACAGUCUUCCUGCGGAGGCCAAUCUAUAUUCACUCCCCCACCGACGGAACACCACAGUUUCUUUUGAAACUGUACCCUCAUUCAUUUGUGAUAAGGUAAUGCACUGUCUGUUUUGGAAUAACCUGUUCCUGGCUGUCGGAUAGUAGGGUAGACGCUUAAAUGAAAGGCGGCACUUGAAAAUAUGAGCGCGUGAUCUGAGAAAAGGGGGCGGUAGCGGUGGCAUCCCGUUUUAAUUUCGUGUUCGUUCUUUCUUAAUUCCGCGGACCCGACCAUCUCGGAGCCUGGAAUAGGCUAGUUUUGGAACAUAUCUAAUACGUCAACAUUUGCUUACUCCUCCGUCUUGGACUAUUUUUAGCCAUGGAAUUACUUGAGAUAUUAAUGUAUUUUAUUUUCUCACAGUUUGUUUUCUGGAGUGACCAUGAGGACAGCUUGGAUUACGAUCGGAGGAGCAGUAUUUUUUGGUUUCUAUGAAAAAGCAAAAUAUGUCCUUCAAGAGAGACUUGAGAUGAACACUGACCAUAGAAUUUCGGCGUAA
This is a messenger RNA of Porites lobata, 15460 nucleotides long. The record is from the annotation of a GenBank genome assembly. NCBI's taxonomy places the organism in Eukaryota, Metazoa, Cnidaria, Anthozoa, Scleractinia, Poritidae.